Messenger RNA from Hemicordylus capensis (graceful crag lizard), 1880 nucleotides. It is a transcript of the gene SPIB, whose product is annotated as Spi-B transcription factor. Bases 188 to 1084 code for a protein of 298 amino acids. Gene Ontology annotation, molecular function: DNA-binding transcription factor activity, RNA polymerase II-specific; sequence-specific DNA binding. Gene Ontology annotation, cellular component: nucleus. The transcript is spliced from 6 exons. Lineage: Eukaryota; Metazoa; Chordata; Lepidosauria; Squamata; Cordylidae. Gene Ontology annotation, biological process: regulation of transcription by RNA polymerase II; cell differentiation. The record is from RefSeq and is a predicted model, not a curated record.
GGGAAAAGGACGGGGGGAAAGUGUGGCUUUUGCUUACUAGUCCACCCACAGGCGCCCCGCCCCGCCGCCCGUUUCCUGGCUCUGGGACCCAAUUGCGUAACGCCGCGAGCCGCGCCUCCUUUUGGGGGAAUUUCAGUGUGAGAUCACCACUGGACCCCACUGCCCCUCCCCGCGGGAUGCCAUAUAAAUGCUCCCCUGGCAAACUACAGCUAGUAGCCGAAACCGGACAGCGAGCCGCGACCGUUCCCAGCAUUGCCUGCUGGGUGCCCUUUCGCCCCCUCCCCGACCGAGGAUGCUGGACGUGGACUACGCGGCGCAGUGUGAAGGAUCCCAGUAUGGCUGUAUGCUCACCAAUAGCUUCAUCAGCGACCUGGAAUUUUACAAACAAGAACCCUUGUUUCCUCCCUGUCUUGUGGACCCUGAGAGCUCCCCAGAGUCCUGUAUGAACUGGCUAGAGAUGCAGGAGCCUGGCUAUGGUAACUUUGAGGUGGGACAACUGGCCCAGCUGCAGAAUGUCCACGUCUCCUACCUACAGGGUUCUUACCCCCAGCACUCCAUGGAUGCCACCAUAUGCAGCCAAGAUGGAAUGAUGCCCACUCAGAACAUGUGCCUUGGACUGAAGGAGGAGUACCACGCUCAGAUCUACAGCCCAUAUGAGCAGUUCUCUAUUCCUGCGGAAGUCUCCAGCCCAUCAUCUGAGGAAGAAGAAUUUCAUGGGGACAGUCGAAAUCUUGAAGUGUCUGACAGCGAUUCAGAUGAGAAUCUCUCACCUGGGUUUGAUUCAGGCUCCCGCCGGAAGCUGCGCCUCUACCAGUUCUUGCUGGAGCUCUUGGAACGUGGGGACAUGAAGGAGUGUGUGUGGUGGGUUCAACGUGACUCGGGCAUCUUCCAGUUCUCCUCCAAGCACAAAGAGGUCUUGGCACACCGCUGGGGCCAGCAGAAAGGGAACCGCAAGAAGAUGACGUACCAGAAGAUGGCCCGGGCACUGCGCAACUACAGCAAGACGGGUGAAAUUCGCAAGGUGAAGAAGAAGCUCACGUACCAGUUUGGGACCUCGCUGCUGGGCCAGCCGCCCACCUCCUAAGCCCCUCUCCCAGGAAAACAGGACUCGGACAGUCACUAAUGAAUGGACCCUCCAUUGUCUGCCUUCCCCAGAACCCUUUUCUGGUGUCAAUUGGUCUAACCCCCUGAAAGACUCUGCACAGCCAUGCCAUAAUGUAGACUAAACGAGGGAGAGUAGUUUCCAGAAGGGGAGGCUGGGUGUGAGGACAUCUAGCUCCUAUGUCAGGGAGGAAACUCAACUUUUCGUUUGGAGGGUUGGGGACCAAGGCUACCGGAUUCUCUUGUGUGGGAUGGGUGAGUAGGAUACUCAGGACUGAGCUGGGAGCAAGGGCUUCUGGGAUACCUGGUAGGAGAUUUGGCUUUUAAUGGUGGGGGGCGGGGAUUGGGAAUAGAUCCCAAAUCUCCUGGAGUCCAGUACAUAGCUUUCUGUGUGUGGGGAGGCUGAUCAGGGUGGUGAAAUCUUUCAGUAGGGAAUUAAGAGGCCCGCCUUCUGAUGCUUCAGGCCAGGUGCUCCUUUGCCAGAUUGGGGGCCAGGGUGGUGGUGAGGCCAAAAUUUGAGUCAGGGUGUCCAUAUUCUUUCAGGGCUCUGUGGAAAUGAAUGAGAACCACAAGACUUUCUGCAAAGGGAAUGAGAUUAUUUGGGUUAAAUAAGGCAGUGGUACCGGAAACUCCUACCCGGGAGCUGUAUAUAGUCAAGAUGUUUUAUUUAAUGCAAAGGUUUAUUAUCGGAGGCAUUUGUACAAAAUCUGAUUUAUUUUUAAAUGGAUCUCUUCUGUAUAAAUUGUAAAUUUGCUAAUAAAAUUUUACAACAAAAGAGA